Messenger RNA from Exaiptasia diaphana, 3672 nucleotides. Its product is annotated as proteinase-activated receptor 3. Lineage: Eukaryota; Metazoa; Cnidaria; Anthozoa; Actiniaria; Aiptasiidae. Gene Ontology annotation, cellular component: membrane. The transcript is spliced from 4 exons. The record is from RefSeq and is a predicted model, not a curated record. Bases 1944 to 3161 code for a protein of 405 amino acids. Gene Ontology annotation, molecular function: G protein-coupled peptide receptor activity. Gene Ontology annotation, biological process: neuropeptide signaling pathway.
ACUGUAGACACUUUUUYCCCCUACGUCCUCCACUGCAUGCAUCCCAUUUCCACAUACCAUUGUCUCCACAGGAAGCCCAUCACGACAAGACACCCUUGUUGUCACCAACCUCGUUCCCAGGGCUACUCUGCGCCCAGAGAUAGCCCUGGCAUCGGCCGAUCAAAUAUGGAUUUUGAUUGGCUAAGAUUUUUCUCACUUUUCAUUGGUUGCUCAUUUGUUGUGACUUUUUGACACAGAAAAAUUGAAGAAACAAUUCAAAUGUAAAGUUGAUGGAAAUUUUUAAACUAAAAUGCCUGAGUUCAGCGUCUACAAGAUGCUAAAACUACAAAAAGAAAAAACAUGAAGUAGUCUAUCGCCAUGYACUAGGUCUAUUUACAGUAAGUAGAAGUGAAGACACGAAUAUUCGUGAGACGAAUAAGAAAGCGAAAAAGACUUUGCAUAGCAUUACAAAGCUUCUACAAAAUAUUUUUUGCAAUAUUUCAAACGAGCCACCAUUUAGAAAUUAUUGUAAUAAAAUUACAUGCCGUUCUUGGCGUACUUUUAUCGCCUUGUACAUCUGAUCGCCGUUCGUUCUCGGCGAUAGUGGGCACGAAAUGUUAUGUUCGGAUUUUUUUUUAUUACUCACCAAAGAUGAAUAUCUUAUUAGAUCAAGGCGGGAAAAUAAGUUGUGAAAAGAGAAUUUUGUCAUGCUUUUUAAAUUUGCACGAUAGAGUUCAAAGUACAAUUGACUCAGCAAGAUGCCUAGCCGCUAUUUUUGCAAAAUGUUUUUCAAACUUUAAAAAUAAAACUUUCAAAAAUCUUAUUAUUUGAUACCUUCUAGCUUAGAUAAAUUGGCGUAUUCAAACUUUCUCUAGACUUUCUAGAUAGAUUUGUAGAUAUAUCAGCGAGAUAAGCCAUGAAAAAGGACUARAAAGACAACAAUUGACAUGUUUGAACUUCUUCGACAAAUUUCUUAAAAUAAGUUACCUUAUAAAUUUGAACAAUUCGCCACAGUCUUCAGCAGCCUAAGMGAUUUUUCAAAUUCCUUUUUUCAGUCAUCUCGAUGAUUUGAGUCGAUAUCUCUUGAAUUUUUAUACAGCUACUUUGGUCUUCGACGAAUCCAUAAUAGGUUAACUUACUACUCAACAAUUCAAAAAGAGAGUUCACAAAUCCGCUGUUUUUUCCUCUUGAUCUUUAACAUGCCUUUAAGCUUCCUGGAACAUCAGCUCUCCUUGUUGUCAAUCACUUGAAGCGAAAAGGUAGUCAAGACUGUUUCUUUUAGGGCCACAGUUUGCUAAACUGGAUUGACAAACCCUCAAAAAUGACUAAAGUUUUUCCUUCUCUUUCUUUGUUGAACAAGUUUUUCUGGACGUGCAUUCAAACACGGAUCGGAAUCUAAUGAAAUUGGCGGGAAUCUUCACAGAUUGCAUUAAAAUGUGUGAAAAUUAGCUUUUCAGAAUGUUUUGAAAAGUUGAAAAAAGUUAAAUGUUGCUCCGAACAUAGUUAUCAUUUUCCAAAACCAAAUAGCGCCUGCAUUCAGCGGUAAUCCACACUAAACACCCACUGAGAGUGGGUGUCACGUGACCGGCCAAUGCCAGGGCUAUCUCUGUCCGCCAUUUUGAAAAAAGCGAGCAGAGUGGCCCUGGGAACGAGGUUGUUGUUGUCACCUGAUAUGUUACCCACAAACAUUACAAUACCCGGGUACUCCCCAUUCCUCACAUAGUUUUUAACCGACACAAGAUCAGUAUGGAAAGAACAACAACAAAAAACCUAUUAGAAAACCAGUAUUUAGCAUACACUUCGGGUAACAAGAGAUAUUCAAAAGAAAUUCCAUGAAUGAAGGCUUUUGUGAAGGAAAUACGACCGACCCCCAACGAAGACUUUGAUUAAAAAUCUACCUAACAAUACAUCAUGUGUUCAAACGUCUUAAAAUAAUAUAUAAGAAUCAUUGGAUGAUCUACUAAAUGCUCCUGGUCAAAAAGAAAAAACCCAAGCUGAACGUGUCCAAAAAAUUGAAAAGAAAGAAAACGGAAGAGUACAGCGAGUUUAUAUUUACUGUUGCCGAAAUACAACAAAAACCAAGACUAAUAGAGACACUUCAUACAAAAAUGAACAAAACCAGUGACAAUUGCUAUAGCUCGAAGCCGCUGCACGAUGUUCCAAGAUCAGUCGAUGUUUACCUCAACGUAGCUGCAGCUGUCAUCCUCAUCCCUUCCGUGGCUGCGAAUACAUUAGUUUUACGUGGAAUCUACCUAACUCGCUGCAAGCCUAUCAGUUACAUCCUAAUCACUAACAUUGCUUUGGCUGAGCUUAUURGUUCAUUAGUAGCCCCCUUUCGGCUUUACUACUUCACGAGCCCUUGCCACUGGAUGCUUGGUAUGGUCAUGUGCCGUCUGAUAUUUUCAGCCAAUAUUUGUUGUUCAAUCGUGGUAUCUUCGAGCCUUGCAACUUUCUCAAUUUACAGCUGUUUCAUAUUAAGAAAGCCCAAUACAGCCAAGUUAAGAAGAGCUGUGCUUGUCUCAGUAUUCAUAUCAUGGCUAUGGGGACUUGCACUUUCCCUUCCAUUCUCAGUUGUGGCAAAAAUUGCAGUCUACCCUCUGUGUAAAGGCGGAGAGCACAUAUCGUGUAAUUUUCGGCGCUCUGACAAGGCCAUCCGAAUAUAUGUCGGCAUUGCGACGUUUGUAUCCCGGCUGUUGGUCCCUUUUGCAGUGAUGAUCUUAUUAUAUGGGGUACUACUCGUGAAGAUCAAAAAUCUUAUCGGCAAAUCACAAGGUAAUAUCGUAAACCAAGAAUCAACAGGGCGUGCCCCUGCCAUCGAAAACCACGAAGAUCAAAACAUCCAACAAGAUCCUACUGAGGAGAGACAUGCUGAAGAGCAGCAGGAGCAACAAGAGGAGCAAAAAGAGGACGGGACGACCAACGAACCACUCCCCAUCAUAAAUGAGCUGGAGAAUAAGCUACGAAGAAUCAUCUACUGGAUUGUGAUUAUCUAUCUUAUUUGCUACGCGCCUGACCACUUUACAUACCUCUCGUGGCGGUUUGAUUGGUUCGUAGUCGGAAACAAGAUGGUCUUUCGAAAGCAUACGGUGGUCUUAAUGCUCUUUCCCAAGCUCUUGCAUCCAAUUUGCUUUGGAUGGGCAGCAGGGAUCAUACAGAGAAAUUUUAAUUCUGCUUCUCAGUGACUGAAUUAUGUUUACUUGGCAUUAAUUCCUAGAUGUGUCGCCAUUAGAAAGGAGUUUAUAACCGGGAUAUAUAUAAUUAUAUUGCUUAUGCUUCUCGCGGACCACAUCAGCUUAUAUCUCUAAAUAUUAGGAAGAUCAAAACAAUCAACUCAGAGUUUAAAGAAAAAUUUAAUAGAUUAAAUGCGAUUACAUGUUUUUUCAGACCUAUUAAUUUGUGCCAACCAGAACAAGGAGGCAUUAAGGCUUUGUCUGUUGCCACUAUCAUUCGACCAAAAACUAUUUAUCUAUUGCUCAGUUGAUUAUAAUUGUAAAAGUCUACUGGAAUCACUAAGAACUGUUUCACUAUAAAACUAUUUGUUCUCAACUGAAUUAAGAGUGUGUCCACGAGAAAACCAGGCAAAACCAGGCAGUGGGUGCUACAUGGGGGUCAGCCGAUUCUCCUGAAACUUGGCACACUUAUUGCAUUUAGUAAGUUAUUUGACAUUCUAUAUUUUUUUUGAGAUCGGUCAAA